This is a messenger RNA of Solea senegalensis (Senegalese sole), 6260 nucleotides long. Its product is annotated as cat eye syndrome critical region protein 2. The transcript is spliced from 19 exons. Gene Ontology annotation, biological process: chromatin remodeling. The coding region runs from base 176 to 5080 and encodes 1634 amino acids. Gene Ontology annotation, cellular component: CERF complex. Gene Ontology annotation, molecular function: protein binding. The record is from RefSeq and is a predicted model, not a curated record. NCBI's taxonomy places the organism in Eukaryota, Metazoa, Chordata, Actinopteri, Pleuronectiformes, Soleidae.
CUCCGGUGAGACCGAUAGAAACAGAUUGUAGCGCUCCCAGAGUCGGCUGCGAUGUUAACUGUCCGCACACAACAAGUUUGGUUCUGUUUGUAAUGUUACGGAUAUAUUAUGAGUCGCCGAGGAAACUACUUUCUAAUGUGAGGAACAAGCGACACACCACUUCUGCUGUCCAAACAUGUCCCAGGGAUGUAUGAUUUCUGUGGAAGAGAUCCAGUCUUGGUGGGAAGUCCCCGCCAUAGCCCACUUCUGCUCGCUGUUCAGGACAGCGUUCAACCUUCCAGACUUUGAAAUAGAGGAAUUGGAAAAAGCUCUGUCGGAGCAGGACUUGGACUUCCUCGGGGACCUCAUUGCCUGUCUGUUGCAGGGAUGCUACCAGCGCAAUGACAUCACCCCCGAGGCAUUUAGCCGUUACCUGGAAGAUAUCAUCAGCUACCGGUGGGAGCUGGAGGAGGGAAAGCCCAACCCUCUCAGAGAGGGACCUUUCGAGAAUCUCCCUCCUCGUACUCAGGUUGAACUGCUGCACCGACUCUGUGAUUAUCGUCUGGAUGCUGCUGAUGUCUUUGACCUGCUUAAGGGACUGGAUGCAGACAGCCUGCGGGUGGAACCGUUGGGGCAAGAUGGAAAUGGAGCCCUCUACUGGUACUUUUAUGGCACUCGUAUGUACAAAGAGGAGCCAGUGAGGAAGAGGAAAGCUUCUAAGAUCAGUGAGUGCUCUGAACUAUCACUACCAGAGAAAAAGAAAAGGGGAAGACCACCAAAGAAGAGAACAUUAGAUGAACCUCAUCUUAGCGACGUGGAAAAGGAUGUGUCAGAGGACAAGUCAGAAAAUGCACUGGAGGAGUCUCCCCCAUGCAAAGCAGGUCACAAGCGAGGCACUUGGUCCCUUGUGUGUGACACAGAGGAAGAGUGGGUCAGGCUGGCUGAAAGCAUCAAGGACAACACCUCCCCACAGGACCGCCAUCUCCACCGGGUCAUCACCCAGAACUUCCUGCCUGAGAUCAGGAGCAUGAUAGAGCACAAGGAGCGAGAGCAUAAACAGAAACUUCUGGACCCGCCCCCGCUGCCCACAUCACAACGCUUCUCUGAAAAAAACAUUCAGCAAGAAGACGAGGAUGGUCUGAAGGCUGUGACAGAGGAGGAGAGAAAGAAGGAUGAAGAGCUGGACAGGCAGGUCCUGUUGGCUGAACAGCGACAAGAAGAGGAGAGACGUCUGCAGGAGGAACGGCAGAGGGAGAAGAUGGAAAAGAUCAAAGCUGUGGAAGAACGAGCAAAGAGACGGAAGAUGCGAGAGGAAAAGGCCUGGCUGCUGUCUCAAGGAAAAGAGCUGCCACCUGAGCUACUGAAUCUAGAACCUUCCUCGCCUGUACACAGAACACGCCGGAAUAAAGAUUUCUAUGAAAUUGAUGACGACUACACUGCUCUAUACAAAGUGCUUGAGGUCCUGAAAUCCCAUAAAGAUGCUUGGCCUUUCUUGGAGCCUGUGGAUGACUCCUAUGCCCCCAAUUACCAUGAGCUCAUCCAGACUCCCAUGGACCUGUCCACCAUUGAAAAGAAGCUCAAUGAAGGAGACUACAUUGCCAAGGAGGAGUUUGUUGCUGACGUGAAGCUCAUGUUUGAAAACUGUGUUGAGUACAACGGGGAAGACAGUGAAUACACUAUCAUGGCAGAGUCCCUAGAGCGGUGUUUCAGUCGGGCCCUGUUGAAACACUUUCCAUCCGAGGAUGGCGACACAGAUGAGGAAUUCAACAUCAGACAAGAAGACAGGGAGCGCAAGGAUAAAAAGCGCAACCGUGGAAAUAAAAGUCUGGGACCUGAAAGUCUAAUCAAGGCCACUGAGCAAGUCCAACGCAAGCGAAACUCCCAAGGGGGCAAGGGCAUCUCGCCCUCAGAGGAAGAGGACAACAAGCUGACACGGCCACUGCUUCCUCCACACUGGACCAAUGGCCCCCCUCACCCUCACAGUCUGCCGCCAAGCCAACAACGUAUCCACGAAGGAGACAUGAGAGGCAUGUACCACCCAGGCCAACAGCUCCGUCAUCCUGGCCCACAUAUGUAUGCCCAAAGAAUGGCUAUGGAUCCUCGCUUUGCUUACCCAGCUCACAUUUCCAGGCAUGGAGACCCCAACUUGAACCACUUUCCCCGUAACUUUAACAUGCAGCAUCGCAUGGUUGAAGGACAUCAUAUGGGUCCGAGGUAUCCAAUGGGCCCAGAUCCAAACCAGCAGCCACCUCCACACCAGCAGCAGCACCCUUACAUGGGUCCAACUCACGGUCCAUCUCUGGGCCCACGUCCCAUGGCCCUACAGCCUGGACCUCCUCCUGAAGCAAGCAUGUACCCAUCCCACCACCAUGCAGAGGGCCACACCAUGCACCAAAUGGGCAACAGGUUCCCAGGACCAGAUAGACCAACUCAGCACAACUACCCUGGCUUGAGGCCGCCUGGCAUGAAUCUUUCCAACAUGUGGACUAGUAUGAAUCAACAAGAGAGACCAAAUGGGAUACACAUGCAAGAUCCCAACAGAGUCAACCAGCACAACUUCACUUAUGGAGGGGUUCCACCUCCAGCAGGGCAUAAACCAUGGCCAGAAGCUGCAGGAUACCCACACCCACAUCCCAAUGCCCACUAUCAAAUGUCUUCAGGGGUCAGCUCCCAGGGGUCCAUGUCCUCACGCCCCGCUCCCCACCAAGACUCCAUUAACAGGACACGCUUGGCUUCAAUGCUGGAAAGCCCUGAGAUGCUUGCCCUGCAGCAGCUGUCAGCUUCUUCUCGACCCCCUGCCGGUGCCCCUCAUCAGCACAUGGGCAACUUUCAGCAGUCUGGGCCCCCAUCAGGAAUUGGCAGCAUCCCAGCUCACCCUUCUCAACAGCCUCCCCCUGCCCCUGAGGUUCAGCUGCUGCGUCCUGCUACAGACAAUGGGCCAGACAGCCAGGCCUGCCAACAGACAGACAUGCAGCCCAAAGGCACAUCAGAGAACAAAAUGUUGCCCAACAACAUUUCUGAAGGAGCUCAAUCACAAGAGAACACUUUGUCAAUUAAUCAAGAGCACCCACCCAAUCCUAGUCCCACAGGACACCACACUGGGGCAGCAGAGGGAAUGCAGAGCCCCCCGACCCCCAAGUCAGGCAAAUCACAAGAAAAUUCUUCUGGACCAGAGCUCUCACAGAGUUCAACAGCGAGCCACAAGCCGGAUGUAGAUGACCACAGACAGUCUGCCAGCCACUGUCCUCCUCAACUCAAUAGUGCCCCUACUGUUUCACCGCAUACUGACACAAGUCACGACAGUUCCACAGAUUUUUCUCCACCAAAUCCUUCUCAGCGUACAGAACACAUACAAAACGCUCCAGGCCCUGCACUUCUUCCCCGGAAUGCCCUUCCAUUGCAUGUACCAGGAUCUCAGAAUUCUACUCAGCAGGACAACUUGCCACACAUGCUGAAUGCACCACAGCAGCAAAGCGAGCACCAGCAGAACAUUCAAAAACAGCAGCAGCAAUCUCAGGCAACCCAGAGAGUCCCCUCUCAAUGCCCCCCCUCUAGCUCUCCACAGCUGAUGAGCCAAGAUGCACAACAACACAAUUCUCCACAUCAUGUCCAGCAAAGCAUCUCCCUCCAACAUCCCACACAGAACAGCCCCAUGCACGGGAUGCCUCAGAGUUCCACACAAGGAGCCCAGCCUGGACCACCUCAGCCAGCUCCUCUCACGUCUUUACCACCCAGUCAUCCUGCUCCACUGUUCCCCUCACAGCCUAGUCCUGCAGACCACGGUAAUCAAAGACCCAGUGAGCCUACAAGUAGAGCAGACACAGAGGGUACCACUACUGCUCCACAGCACACCGUAAUGAAAUCUGGGCCUCCAAGUGGUAUUUAUAAACAUCAGGGUUUCAGCCCCAGUCACCACCAAGCCCAACUGGUAGGUAGUAACACAGGUUUGCAGACUCCGAGAGGGUCUUCACCUGGUCACAACCCAGCUAUGCCUCCCCACUCCCAAGACCAUGUAAAUGGAACCAUGGGUCCUUACAGCAUGGGGAACCCUCAGCAUCCACACUACAACCAGACAAACAUGACGAGAUCCAUGCCUCCAUCUGUGCACCACUCUUAUCACAACCAGACCAUGAACCCCCUUCCUGCUCACCACCCCUCCUACCACCAGCAGGGAGGGACUGCUUACCCCUACCACAUGCCUGGUCAACAGCACCCUCAGGCUCAUCCCAACAUGUACCCACCUCAUCAGUACCAGCAGCAACACUACUACCCCCAGCACCAUCCGCAAGCUCAGACCCAUGGCCAGGCUAAUAAUAGACGGGGUUAUCCCCCAGAGGAGUGGCAUCGGUCACCUUAUCAACCACACCAUCAAAUGGCAUCUAAUGCCUACCUACCUGUGGGCAGUGCCAGAGGCAACAGUCAGUCAAAGGAGAGCAGUGUGUCACCUAUGGGCUCUGAGGGUUCCAGUGGGGCUGCCUUGCUGUCUCCUGGCCCUAUGGCCGAAGCAGGGCCAAACUCUGGUGGCUCAGAGGAGGGAAAGGUGGAAAGCAGGUCACAGGCGAGCAGAGGCAGCAGCAGUGGUGGCAGUCCAGUUCAUAAUGAGAGCUCAGACCAUCCCGAAAGCCCAAAAGAAAUCCUGGACCUGGACAGCCAUAAUGCUGCUGCCCGCCACCGUGGCCCUCAGCCGCCUCAACAGCUACACCCGCCCGCCUCAGCUUCACAUAUGUCGCCUGGCUUUAUGUACAACUCGCGUGCCUUGCACCCUGGGGUGCAGCAAGGGGGUGCCCCUCUACCACAUGUGAUGUCACAUGCCCGAGGAGUUGGAAAUGGAAGCCCGUACCCUUGCCAGCCAUACCCAGAUCCAGGACGCUAUGCUGGCCAGAGACCUCACCCACACCUAAUGGAGGCUCUGCAGCGGCCUCAGCAGCUGCCGUACAGCCCAGGUCAGACACGCAUGGCAAUGUACCAGAAUCCACACCCUGCAGGGCACUACCAAGGCAUGAUGAUUCAGCAGAGAUUCCGGGCACCAGAACACUUCCUACUCCCAGGGCAACAAAUGAUGGCUGCUCCUCGAGGCCCUAGCAGUAAACAGGGAGUGUGACAUACAUGUUACUAAUGAAGAGCAUCCAGACAAAGUCACGAGCAGAAAGGAAGAUGAAGUCGUGCAGGCGGGUUAGGCAGAGACUACAAUGAGGACUCUUUGCUCCACGGCCAACUUUACAUGAUAUUCUGGAGAAAAACAAGAACGUAAACUCCAUUUUGCCCACAUUUGGACUGGAAGAUCCAAGCAGGCAGCUGGAAUUACUUAUCUGUUGAUGAUGCUGUGAAAUGUUUUUGAGUCCUCUCCACGCAGAGCUCACUGAGGUCAGGAACAAAAAUGCUCUGUGGAACUGGAAUGAAUUCACCCCAGCACACAUUAGCAGAACGGCUGCAUUCUGUCAUGUGUGACUCCAUCAGAAGAGCAGUAUUUUUAACCACUAGUUCAACCUGCCUCACACAGGGGACACGUCCUUUUCCUCUUUGAGGAGUGAAAAUAUGGAUUUUUUUUUAAAGGCCAUUGCUCCUCUUGUUCACUGACUGUAGAGCUGUAAAUUUAUGACGAAGAGACAAGAUUUUUUGUUUUUACUACUAUUUUUCUGUUCCUUCUAUCUUAAAACUCAGGUGAAAAAAAAGAAGAAAAAAGGAGGUACUAUGAGACUCUCACUCUGUCCCGAUCACCUCACAGACUCCUUGCAAUUGCCUUGGUUUCCUUUGUGAAUGUAUGAAUAAAAGCGUAAGUGAAGCACAGUAGCUGCAUGUGAAAGAUUACAAACACUGAUUAUUAUUAGUGUUUCUCAACUCCUAAGUAAAUUCUGAUUAUAUGCAUCUUUCAGAGCUGCCUUCAUUGUUAGGAAUGUUUUUGACUUGCAGAGGAGGACAGACAAGGAUGUACUGCACUACGUGUUUUUUUUUCUGAGAUAUCUUGUAAUUGAGAGGCCUUCAGUAGUCUUAUUCCACUACAUGGUCCCAAGUGCGACUCGACUCGACUCGGCUCGGCUCGGUUAUUUUGCUUUUCCCUCAACGAUAGUACCUGGUACUUUUUUGAGUGAGCCGAGCCAAUACUAUGCGUGACAUCGUCGGACUGCUGGGGCAACUGAUCAGAGUGUCAUCACAGGAAGAAGAAUGAGCAAGAUGUCUGGCUCAAAAAUCAAGCCGAACAAUGCCCAACUGUAGAUCUGUUCAAAAGACCUAACAAUCCUGAAAACGUGCGCAAAGGAAAUGUCUAAAAUCUCAAUAUUUAA